AUGAGUACAUGGAUAUGUGUCAUUUUUGCUUGGUACAAUUGUGCCUGUAAAAAUAAGUAUCUUCCGCGAAAGCAAUCUGGCGUUGAACUGACAUCGCCUGUAAAGAAAGUAGCCUUAUAUUUUGGCGAAGGAGGAAUGGCACGCUCUCCGGGAGGUCUUGGAAGAAUUGUGGCAUUUCUGGAAGUACACGUGCACACCACUGGCUUUCCUGGUCUCUCAGUCAACGUUGGUGCUGAUAAGAACGCGUCCACUUACAAAAGCAAAAAAAUAACAGUUACAUAUAGAAGCAAACCUAAAUCACAUUCUAAAUCUAAAAAUGAUUUACUUGACAUUUCAGAGGACGACAAUGGCCCGCCUCGAUCGGAAAACCAAAAUUCGGGUAGUGGCUCUGUUUUCAGUAUUAAUCUACGUGGUCGUGUUAAUCAUCGUGAUUGCUGGAACGAUUCUCUUGGCCUUGGAAAACGCGAUAGGGGCCAUAAUCACCUUUACUUCAUUGGGCCUGUUGUCCUUCGGGCUGGUGGCGGCGCUGCAGUGGUUCCUGUCGUCCUGAGAGCAGCUCCGCGACCCCGCCUCCGCCCUACAGAGUCUCGUGGUGGUUCCAUUACCGGAGACGGUCAGCCUCGAAUGCGCGGAUUCAAAUGUUUGCCUUACACGAACGCAGCGCUCUCGAUCCGUCGACGCCCUCGAAUGUCUCUCUCUCUUCGGUGGGCGUGGACGUGAGGGAGGACGAGUCUGGUGGAGGGGUAAGGACGGCCGAUGGGCGCGUUUUCAUAUCUCUUCCAAAUAUUGACGACGAAGACCCGCCAUCUUAUGAGGAGGCAAUGAGGGCUUGUGCAGCAAGUAACUUAUGACGUCAUCGUGGUGGCGUCGUUGAGCUAUAUGAUUUCAUAAAAUUAUUUUCUGCUCGUUUGUGUUGUAAAUGUAAAGUUCACGAUAUAUUUAUGAUCUGUAUAUUUUCAUAGACUGUAUUGCAUAUCA
Messenger RNA from Penaeus vannamei (Pacific white shrimp), 978 nucleotides. Lineage: Eukaryota; Metazoa; Arthropoda; Malacostraca; Decapoda; Penaeidae. The record is from RefSeq and is a predicted model, not a curated record.